AUGUUCAGGAAGAUGGGAGGAUUGUUGGAACGAUUCGACCGAUGUGGUGGUGUGCAGCGUGAUGGUCUCGCACUACUCAGUUCAAUCCUCAUGCCUGGCACAAACCGCAAAACUGGUCCAAACGCUCAGCUUCCAAAUGGCUUUGCCGGUGUCGGUGGCGUUCGGCCCUCUGACGACGAUCCGCGAAAGCGUAUGAAGGCCCACGAUACUGAGCUUGUCUCGGUCUAUGAUACUGACUUUAUUUCGGUCCACGACAUCAGUCUUGUCUGA
Messenger RNA from Parastagonospora nodorum SN15, 270 nucleotides. RefSeq lists its product as hypothetical. Bases 1 to 270 code for a protein of 89 amino acids. The transcript is spliced from 2 exons. Lineage: Eukaryota; Fungi; Ascomycota; Dothideomycetes; Pleosporales; Phaeosphaeriaceae. The record is from RefSeq and is a predicted model, not a curated record.